ACUACACAGAUCUUAUUAAUAAUGAAUUUGUUACUGAUAGUCACGGUGAUCGUUGCAAUCGCCAAAGGCUGCUUGAGUGCUCCAACGGAGGACUCAGAUGAAAGAGAAUCUCUGCAAGAAUUGGAAGCCGUCCGACGUCUUCGCAAGACACUGGAGGAUUCAUGUGAAAGCAAUAGUGGCUCAAACGCCACUUAUGGCGACAUGAUGGAGGCAGUGGCUGAUACUCCCGCGUGUUUUGGGUCCAAAUUUGACCUGGAAGAGCUGGUUGAUGGGUGGAACCGGCUUAGUAAUGCCACCAGGGAGCAGUACUUUACGAAAAAUUGUCCGGUGGUAAAACAAGGCGUUCAGGAGUGUUUGGUACCAGUUGAGGCUAAAGGUCGGUUGUGUAUGACGUCGGAAGCUCAACGGGUUGAAUGGCCGGACUUUCCGAUGUAUUUGCUUCCUAAGGUGGUGGAUUUGCUCUGCGAGGGUCAUGGCGAGAUUCUGUUUGCAAACAGUAGCCAAAGCCCAACGAAAUGUUUUGAGAACUAUUUCACCUACAUGAAGCAGUGCAUGCGGAACUUUGUGAGUGAAACCAACGCCAAACCUCGGGGAGAGUUUGCCGAGGUCGAGUGUCGGGUACUGGAGCGAUCCCGACGGUGCGUGAUCGACAAGUUAACAAACUGUGGCAACGGCGAGCUGAUCAAGGUUUUUGACCUGCCGUAUAGAUCCGUCGUGGAGCAGACGGCGUGUAGCAAUUUCAUUAAGCUUGAAUAAAGAUAAAUAUUUAUGUUUUCCUCUGUUA
Culex quinquefasciatus (southern house mosquito) is the source of this 784-nucleotide messenger RNA. RefSeq lists its product as uncharacterized. NCBI's taxonomy places the organism in Eukaryota, Metazoa, Arthropoda, Insecta, Diptera, Culicidae. The record is from RefSeq and is a predicted model, not a curated record. Bases 22 to 756 code for a protein of 244 amino acids. The transcript has 4 exons.